GUUCUCGCUGGCUUGUCUUGUGUGCCUGAUUUGUCUCGCGCAGCAGCGGUCUCGGCCGUGCGUCGCCUCAGCUGCUGCUGGAGCCGUUGUUGUCGGAGCGAGCGAGCGAGCGAGGAAGGGGAGGUUGCCGCGAGGCCGCCGUUGCCAUGGCGGGGGGCCCGGCUCGCGCCAACGCCGCCGCCACUCCUGCUGCUCCUCCCGCCCCGCGCCCCUUCUUCCCUACCUGCCUCGGGCUGGCCGUGCUGGUGCUGGUGCUGCUGGGGGGCCAGCGGGGGGCCCAAGCUUUAAGGUGUUUGUGCUCUAAUUGCAACGAAGCUAACUCCACCUGUGAAACAGAUGGUGCCUGCAUUGUCUCCAUAACAAAUGUGAAUGGGUUGAAGCAUCAUGUCCGGGCUUGCAUCCCUAAAGGAAAGCUGAUUCCUGCUGGAAAACCCUUUUUUUGCCUGAGUUCAGAAGAUGUGCGCAAUACACACUGCUGCUACUUAGAUUUCUGCAAUAAAAUUGAUCUGAUGGUACCCAGUGGUCAUCGAAAAGAUGAAGAUGAAACUUCUUCUGGAUGGGGACCUGUGGAGCUGGUGGCUGUGAUUGCAGGGCCAGUGUUCCUUGUUUUUGUCAUUAUGAUUAUAGUAGUUUCUGUCUUUCACCAUCACCAACGAGUAUAUCACAAUCGUCAGCGUUUGGACAUGGAGGAUCCAUCUUGUGAGAUGUGUCUCUCCAAGGACAAAACCCUGCAAGAUUUAGUAUAUGAUCUAUCUACCUCUGGCUCUGGCUCAGGUUUGCCCCUCUUUGUCCAGCGCACUGUGGCUCGAACAAUAGUCUUGCAAGAAAUCAUUGGCAAAGGUCGUUUUGGAGAAGUAUGGCGUGGUCGGUGGCGUGGUGGUGAUGUAGCUGUGAAAAUCUUCUCUUCACGAGAAGAGCGUUCCUGGUUCAGGGAAGCAGAGAUCUACCAGACUGUUAUGUUGCGCCAUGAGAAUAUCUUGGGGUUUAUUGCUGCAGACAACAAAGAUAAUGGCACUUGGACUCAAUUGUGGUUGGUCUCUGAUUACCAUGAGCAUGGCUCUCUAUUUGAUUACCUCAACCGAUAUACUGUAAAUAUUGAGGGGAUGAUUAAAUUGGCUCUGUCUGCUGCCAGUGGACUAGCACAUCUGCACAUGGAGAUUGUUGGGACCCAAGGAAAGCCUGGAAUUGCGCACCGAGACUUGAAAUCCAAGAAUAUAUUAGUGAAGAAAAACGGAACUUGUGCCAUUGCAGAUCUAGGUCUAGCUGUCCGCCAUGACUCUGUUACUGAUACAAUUGACAUCGCUCCCAAUCAGAGGGUUGGAACGAAACGUUACAUGGCUCCUGAGGUUCUUGAUGAAACUAUAAACAUGAAGCAUUUUGAUUCGUUUAAAUGUGCUGAUAUCUAUGCCCUGGGCCUAGUUUACUGGGAAAUUGCUCGCAGAUGUAACUCAGGAGGUAUCCAUGAAGAAUAUCAGCUACCAUACUACGACCUUGUGCCCUCUGACCCUUCCAUCGAAGAAAUGAGGAAGGUUGUAUGUGACCAGAAGCUGCGGCCCAACAUUCCCAAUUGGUGGCAGAGUUAUGAGGCUUUGCGUGUAAUGGGGAAAAUGAUGCGAGAGUGCUGGUAUGCAAAUGGGGCUGCACGGUUAACAGCCUUGCGCAUCAAGAAAACUCUUUCACAGCUCAGCAUCCAAGAAGAUGUGAAAAUCUAGUCUGCACGCCCCAUCCAGAGGAAACUGCACAAAAGCUGCCAUGCUGGGACUGAUAUGCGGUGAAGGAGGCCUACCUCGUAUUUCUGUACAGCCUGCUGCUAUCAACUGGACAAUGUGGUUUGCAGAUGGUUAGGUGUGGAGGUUGGACUUCAUAGACUAUGUUCUGCUCCUGCUUCAGGAGUGAACUGCAUUUUUUAAAAAUCCCCUCCUGAGCGUGUUAAGAGAGGGAUGUAUAGAGGGGUGUUGGCCACAAACUGCAACCUUUGUUUCUCUGGCGGAAAUCCCUGUAAAUUCUAGUGACAUGCUGGUUGGGGAAAUCCUUCUAGCUUGGGAGAGGAAAUGACUUCUGUAUGCUCUGAAAUGUGUGUGUGAGAGGGGGUGAGGUUCUUAAGGACGGGACAUGUGCACACAAAUCUUGUGUGCACCCUGCCCAUCCGUACACGUGAAGUGCUUGGCCCUUUUCUAGCUUGACAGAUCAGAAGCCGGCGCAACCAUUAGUUCUCAAUGAUGUGUGCAUGUGCAAAGGUGCGUGUCCCUGUGCCUCCUAGGUAUGUAUUGUGCCCGCUUGUGCUCCUGUGCAUGUGAAAAGUGUAGUGACCCCUUGUGAUGUGCAGGUGCUCUUGUCCUCUUUGUCCACUAGUUGAACAUUAGCCAUCUGUCGCCUCACCAGGGAGGGAGAGGGGUAUGUCCUGCAAGUGGUUAGACUGACCAGGGCGCGACACCCGUUGUCUCACUGCCAUUCCUCCCCUCCUUUGCAAUGCAGAGAAAAGAUGUUUCGUUGCAAGGUUCCCUUGGUGUGGUAAUGCCAGGCAGCAGUCGUUAUCUGGGAGACAGAGCAACCUGCAGAAAGACUGAAAUCGGUGCUGUUCUCACUGUAAAGGAAAUAACGCUAAGGAAGGAUGGGAAAGAGAAACUGACCUGAUAGGAUCAUUGCCCUUCCAUUUCUCAAGGUGCCUUUGGCAGAGUGACUUUAGCAUUUAGAAUUACUCAAGAGAGUGAAACCAAUAUGGGGAGACACGUUUUCGGAGACUUUCUGGCAAGAUUGGUUCAUUGAGGAAUAAUGACUGUAAAACAUUUUGUGUGUGUGUGUGUGUAAAUAUAUACAUAUAUAUAUACAUAUAUAUAUGGUCUCCCAUAUUCUGGGAGCGACCAUUGAGUCACUUGGGGAGGAGGGCAGGGAAACGUUGGGAAAAAGAUUAACUGCAUGCAUUUUGUUUCAGAUAAAUGAUCAGGGUGUACAGUAGUAAGACUGAUUUGGCUGUUAGGUUUGUGUUAGAAACAGCCCAAGACUGUAUUACCGUGGAAAUAAUGCAUUAAAACUCCAUUAUAUAUGGAUUGGGUUGGGUAUUUGUGGUAGAUAACUCCUGAAGCCAUAACUUUUAACUGGAGUGAUUUGAUUAAUUUUAUUUAAUUGUUAUUUUAAUAGGCGGGUCUGGAUUUUAACUUUUUUUACUAUUCUUUAUAAGAGAAGUAAAAUGGAUAAUUACCUCUCAUUCUGUUUAUAAAGAAAUCACUGCAAAAAUCUGAAAAAAUGCAUACAGCUCAAUUUUACACUGGAACUGUUUCUAUUGAAAUUGUGAGCCCUGAUGUCUGAGAGGAGGUGUCUCCACUCCACGUCAGGCUAUUUUUAAGAAUAUAUAGCAUUCUGUGUUUGCCGUCUGUGUUCAUAUGGAUGUUUGUCUUAGUGUGUUCCCCCAAUCCUUCCUAAGACCCUUCUCAUGUGUCCUCAACUGUGGAAGUGUGUAUAUUUGAAAGUCAAAUUGUGUAUUUGUACAUUCUCGUCUUGGUUUGAAACAAGCUGUAUUUUCCUCCCAGGGCGUGUUUUGAAAAUCUCAGGUGCUACUAUUCAUGGGAAGAGAUAAGGAGUUUGUGCCUCUGAUUGUAAGACAUGCCUUUCUCGGCGAACUGUUUGAUCAUUCUGAGCCAGAGGGCACCACACACUUCCUACAAAGGGACACAGCUUAAGCAAAACCAUCCCUUCAUUUCACCUCUGAGAGGAAAUGAAACUUGAAGCUUCUCUAGGUAGUGCAUUUCUGUAAAUGAGAAAUGGUGUGUGUAUUUGGUUGCUGACUUUAGAAGUUCAAGAUAGCACAUUAAAAGAUUUAAAUUUGGCAGAGAGGUAAUGGGCUUGUAAUCCCUGUGUGGGACACCCCCCUGUUUAAAAGAAAAUAAUAUCACAAGAGCCACUGCACUUUUAAAAGUCCUUGGUGUUAACUGUUUGAAGAAAUGGGGAAGUGGUAGGGGCCGAGAAAUUUAAGUUGGGUUGGAAGUCCCAUCUGUCUUAUAGGCACAUUCCUUUUGAGCUUUUCUCCCAUUUUCUAGUUUGUGAUUUCUCCCCAUGAUAUUGUAAUUUAAGUGCACUACCUAGAAGUAAAUUCUGUUCAGACCAACAGUGUACGCUUCCAGGGAAAAGCAAUUUGAAUUGGAGUAUAAUUCAUCUAAUUCAUAUUUUAAAGCAAUUUGGGGUGUUGCGUGGUUUCCGGGCUGUAUGGCUAUGUUUAAGGAGCAUUUUCUCUGGUGUUUUGCCUGCAUAUGUUGCUGGCAUCCUCAGAUCCUCUGAAGAUUUUUUUUUUCAUGUCAGGAGCAACUUGAGAAACUGCAAGUCACUUCUGGUGUGAGAGAAUUGGCUGUCUGCAAGGAUGUUGCCCAUGUGUUACCAUCCUGUAGGAGGCUUCUCUCAUAUCCCCGCACAACAAGCUGGUGCUGACAGACGGGAGUUCACCCCGUUGCCCGGAUUCGACUGCUGAACUCUUUUGUUCAGCAGUCCUGCUAGGACGAGUGUUUCACCCAUUGCACCACCAGAUGCUACAGAUGCAGGUGAAAUGUCAGGAGAAAAUGCUACUAGAACACAGCCAUACAGCCUAGAAACCACACAACACUCCAGUGAUUCCAGCCGUGAAAGCCUUCAACAAUACAUUAAAGCAAUUUGCUACUCACAUGCCUGGAUGCCCACCCAUUGUCUAUAUAGAUAUCUUGUCACCUAUUACCUUCUCUGUUGCAAUUGCAUCUAACAGAUGCAAUCUUUAUUUGAGAUACUUACUGCUAGUCUAAAACAUUUUACCCUUAUGGGCAACAAAUCUCUCACAAAGAGAAAUGAUCCCGUGUGUUUAUUUUUUUAAUCUUUUCUCCAAAGAGCUAUGGAACAGAAACACAAAUCAAUUUGCUCACUCCAAAUCUCUAGUCAUAUUGAGGAGAAGAGCAAGACAGCCAACUGAAAAGUAUUAGAAGGCACUAGUAGUACAAUUCCACAGGGAGGGCAGGGCUCGGUGCUUAUUUGGAUACUCUGUUGUAACAUGCAAUAGAGAUGGGUCCAGUGAUAUGUGAGGUUAGCUGUUGAGUCUAAUUUUCUUGCAUCCACUUAAUCAGCUACAAAAAUAAGACGGAGCAGUAUUUUAUGUCAACAGACACAUGCAGUUAUGUCAGUCAUUGCAUGGUUUUCCCUUUUAAAUAUGUGAAAACUAUGGAAAAAUCAGGAAAAAUGCAUAACUUUGCAGCUGUCAGCCAAAAGGGUUUUAAACACUAAGAGUAUCUAGAAGAAUAAGAACUGUCUCCAUAGCCAAACAUCUGUUAAUGUAUUUAUUUUUAGUCCAGAGGUCAUAGUAACCCAACCAUGAAAUGGAAUACCAGUUUUGGACUCCAAUUUGGAAAUAACCAAUCAGACUUAUAUCUUGGUAUCCAACAAUUGAAUAGUCUGUCAGUAUCAGACUUCCAAAAGAGUUCAUGUAGUUGUUUUCAAAUCUAGAUGGUGGCCGGUAUGGGUCCUUGGCAGGUAGGGCACUGGCUUUAGAAUAACUUGUUACUGGUACUGUUGUCCGUCUCUUCCCCGCCUCCCUUCUUGCCUCUUUUAGUCAUCUUGUCCCUGGCUCCUAGUUGACAUAUUUGUUUCAGGUUUUGUAUGGUUUAUUAGAAAAAAGACUGUAAAAUACCACUUAGACACUUUACCUCUUCAGUAUGCAAAUGUAAAUACAUGUAAUAUAGGAAAGAAAUCUUUUGUUUUAAUAUAAUAAAGAGGCUGUCCAAUUUUCUGUUGUACAUUAUUAAAGGUUUGUUUUUAUUCA
Molecule: messenger RNA, 5770 nt
Organism: Anolis sagrei ordinatus
Lineage: Eukaryota; Metazoa; Chordata; Lepidosauria; Squamata; Anolidae
Gene: ACVR1B
Product: activin A receptor type 1B
Biological process (GO): cellular response to growth factor stimulus; protein phosphorylation; nervous system development
Cellular component (GO): plasma membrane; activin receptor complex
Molecular function (GO): ATP binding; activin receptor activity, type I; activin binding
Source: RefSeq, a predicted model, not a curated record